GGUGCAUGUGAACAGCUCCAUGCCUCACUCUUCCGCCACACGGUGCCGCAAUGCUUGGAUUGUUACAUUUCAAAUUUGGGCGUAAAUCGAAUUAGAAACCCAUUAUUCUAUGAAUUCUAUAAUUUUGUUUAAUUAUUAUAUAGUCCACUAUGAUGUUGUGGUCGGUUAUGCCACCAUGACAGUGUGCUAUAUAAGCAGCAAGAGGGAAUACGUUACUGGCAGUACCGCAAACAAACAAGCAUAGUGUUAUACAAAGAGCAAGAGUAAGCUGGAAGUGGUAGUCACUCAAGAUGGAGAGAAGUAUGCGUGUGGCUUUUCCACUUGUAGUUUUUGCAGUGGCGAGCCUAUGUUAUGGGAUGGCAGACGCAGCAGUGGUGAGGUCUCCGCCGACGAAUUUGAAGUGGCAUUAUUACAAGAUCACCAAUACAUGCCGCGACGCGGAGGAGUACGUCCGGCACGAAGUUAAACUGUUUUGGGAUAGUGACAGAAGCAUUACGGCAAAGCUCCUCCGCUUGGUUUACACCGACUGUUUUGUCACUGGAUGUGAUGCGUCCAUUCUGCUUGACGAAGGACCAAAUCCAGAGAAAAAAGCGGCACAAAACCGGGGGCUUGGAGGAUUUGUAGCCAUUGACAAGAUCAAAUAUGUUCUCGAAUCACGAUGCCCUGGAAAAGUCUCCUGUGCUGAUAUACUUCACCUCGCCACCAGAGAUGCUGUUCAUCUGGCAGGUGGACCAUCUUACCCAGUUUUAACAGGAAGAAAGGACAGCAGUACAUCAGAUGCUGCAUCGGUAGACCUUCCAUCACCAUCCAUCUCGCUGCAGGAACUUCUAGAGUAUUUCAGAUCGAGGAACUUGAAUGAAGUACACAUGACAACACUUCUAGGAGCACACACACUGGGGAGAACACAUUGUAGCUACAUUGUUGACCGCCUGUACAACUACGCUGGGUCCGGCAAACCCGAUCCAAGCAUGAGUGCCACUCUACUAGAGUCACUUAGGAAACUUUGCCCGCCAAGGAAGAAGGGACAGCCAGAUCCUCUGGUAUACCUAAACCCAGAGUCUGGAUCAAAUUACAACUUCACAGAGUCAUACUACAGAAGGAUCCUAUCCAACGACGCUGUCCUAGGAGUUGAUCAACAAUUACUAAAUGGUAAUAACACUAAACAGAUAACCGAGGAGUUCGCCGCGGGAUUUGAAGAUUUUCGGAAAAAUUUUGCCGCAGCAAUGUACCAAAUGGGGAAUUUCAAGGUUUUAACGGGAAACCAAGGUGAAAUACGCAAAAAUUGCCGAUAUGCAAAUAAGUAGGAGGCGAAAUCGGAUGAUUAGAGUGCACCAAGUUAUGCCCAGUAUAAACAGAUUUGUUUGUGUUUUGAAGGUAAAGAAUAAUACAUGAAUAAUACCCUCUUUGUCUUUUAUAACUUGUGAGUUUCAGCAAAUCAAUUCACUAAAACACUCUUCUUGGUCCAGCGUCAUAAAACAAAUCCUUUCUGUUAAAUGAAACCACCACAAAAAUUGACUACAUGUUCCCAUA
Vigna angularis (adzuki bean) is the source of this 1530-nucleotide messenger RNA. Its product is annotated as probable peroxidase 61. NCBI's taxonomy places the organism in Eukaryota, Viridiplantae, Streptophyta, Magnoliopsida, Fabales, Fabaceae. The record is from RefSeq and is a predicted model, not a curated record. The transcript has 4 exons. Gene Ontology annotation, biological process: hydrogen peroxide catabolic process; response to oxidative stress. The coding region runs from base 291 to 1304 and encodes 337 amino acids. Gene Ontology annotation, molecular function: heme binding; peroxidase activity. Gene Ontology annotation, cellular component: plasmodesma; plant-type cell wall.